Molecule: messenger RNA, 639 nt
Organism: Lytechinus pictus (painted urchin)
Lineage: Eukaryota; Metazoa; Echinodermata; Echinoidea; Temnopleuroida; Toxopneustidae
Product: prostatic spermine-binding protein-like
Exons: 6
Coding region: 1-639 (212 amino acids)
Source: RefSeq, a predicted model, not a curated record
AUGGCUAGUAAUUCAUCAACGGAUGAAGACAUAACCAGCAUAUUGGAUUUAUGUGCACUUGAUGAUGAUGAUGAAGAUCAAGAUCAAGAUCAAGAUGAUGACAAUGAGGAUGAUGACGAUGAUAAUGAUGAUGAUGAUGAUGGUGGUGAUGAUGACGAUGAUGAUGAUGAUGAUUGUGAUGAUGGUGAUGACGAUGAUGACGAUAAGGAUGAUGAUGAUCAUAGUGAUAACGACGACGGCGACAACGAUGAUGAUGAUGAUGAUGAUGAUCAUGAUCAUGAUGAUUUUGAUGAUGGUGGUAAUUUUGAUUAUGAUAAUGAAGAUAAUGAUGAUGGUUGUGAUGAUGACGAUAAUGAUGAUGAUGAUGAUGGUGAUGAUGGUGAUGAUGAUGAUGGUGAUGAUGGUGAUGAUAAUGAUGAUGAUGACGACGACGAUGAUGACGACGAUGGUGGUCAUAACGAUUGUAAUAAAAAUGAUUGUGAUGACGAUGAUAAUGAUGAUGAUGAUGAUAACGAUGAUGAUGAUGGUAACAAUCAUUAUGAUGGUGAUCAUAAUGAUUGUGAUAAUGAUAAUUGUAAUGAUGGUGAUGAUGAUGAUGAUUGUGAUAAAGGUGAUAAUAGUUAUGAUGGUGAUGAUUAA